Molecule: messenger RNA, 3407 nt
Organism: Larimichthys crocea (large yellow croaker)
Lineage: Eukaryota; Metazoa; Chordata; Actinopteri; Sciaenidae
Gene: inpp5ka
Product: inositol polyphosphate-5-phosphatase Ka
Exons: 15
Coding region: 139-1665 (508 amino acids)
Biological process (GO): negative regulation of phosphatidylinositol 3-kinase/protein kinase B signal transduction; phosphatidylinositol dephosphorylation; negative regulation of peptidyl-serine phosphorylation
Cellular component (GO): endoplasmic reticulum; cytoplasm; plasma membrane
Molecular function (GO): phosphatidylinositol-4,5-bisphosphate 5-phosphatase activity; inositol bisphosphate phosphatase activity; phosphatidylinositol-3,4,5-trisphosphate 5-phosphatase activity
Source: RefSeq, a predicted model, not a curated record
GUGAGGAGAAGAUGGAGGAGAGUGAGGAGCAGUCAGCAGACUCCGGCAUGAGGACGGGAAACAACGAGGGACACAGUUUCAGUGUGUACAGUGUUGCACUGUUACUGCUCGUGAACGUGAUGGCGUGUUGCUUGGUGGAUGGUGACAUCAGGCGCCGUAAAGCGCGACCGCUCUGACAGUCUUUCCAGCGAUCUGACCACACAGUCAAUGCACGACAGGACCCAGGACGAAGGCUUCCUCACCUGUGACAAGAGAGCCGACGAGCCGGGAAAGGACAGCUUCAGGCUACACAUGGUGACGUGGAACGUGGCCACAGUCGAUCCUCCAAAUGACGUGACCUCGCUACUUCAGCUGAACUCCCCAGAGAGCCCGGACCUCUACGUCAUCGGUUUGCAGGAGGUGUACUCUGGGCCGUUGAGAUUCGUGUCGGACACCGUGUACAAUGAUGCUUGGAGCCUUCAGUUCAUGUGCACUCUGGGACCGCUGGAUUAUGUAAAGGUGUCAUCCAUCAGGAUGCAGGGUCUGCUGCUCCUGGUGUUCUCUAAACUGGAGCACGUCCCCUUCAUCAGAGACAUCCAGGCCUCAUACACACGCACAGGCAUCUACCGUUACUGGGGUAACAAAGGUGGCGUGUCCGUCCGUCUGUCUUUCUACGGACACACACUCUGUUUCCUCAACUGUCACUUGGCCGCUCAUAUGAAGUACGCCACGGAGAGGGUGGAUGAGUUUGAGUACAUCAUGGACACGCAGACCUUUGACUGUAAGAAAGCUCCAAGAAUUGUUGACCACAGGCUGGUGUUCUGGUUCGGAGAUCUCAACUUCCGGAUUGAGGAUCACGGCAUGCACUUUGUCCGCUCCUGUAUUAACAAUCAGACCUACAGCCUGCUGUGGAGCAAAGACCAGCUGACCAUGAUGAAGAAGAAAGAACAGAUUCUGCAGGAGUUUGAGGAAGGACCCCUGGACUUUCAACCCACGUACAAGUUUGACUUGAACUCUGAUAAUUAUGACAGCAGGCUCUACAGGACAUGGUUUGGCUUUAAUGGGAAGAAGCGCAAACCCGCCUGGACCGACAGGAUUCUGUGGCGGCUCCGACCCAAAGCCCCGCCCCCCGACGAGCAAGAGAAAAACAGCGUCGGACUGGACGCCAAGACGGCAAUGCAGCUGGAAGAGGAAGAGGAGUACCCUCUGAAGAUCAGGCAGGACUCAUACACCAACAUCAUGGAGUACAGCAUCAGCGACCACAAGCCCGUCAUCGGCGUCUUCACGCUGGAGCUGAAGAAGAUGUACUCGACUCCUCUGGUCCGUCUGCAGGCAGAGGGAGACUGGAGUGCGGACAUGGAUGCUAUGGUUCUCUACAGCCCCCUGCAGCCUUUCCCCUCCAGUACGUGGGACUGGAUCGGCCUCUAUAAGGUUGGAUUCACUAGUGCGUCGGACUACAUCACCUACAUGUGGGUCAAAGAUGACGAAGUGGCCUUUAAUGAAGAAGACAUAAAGGUGUAUGUCGGUAAAGAGGAAAUCCCUGUGCGGGGAGGAGAGUGUGUGCUGUGCUACUACAGCAGCAAUCUGCAGUGCAUCAUUGGAAUCAGUGAACCAUUCAAGGUCCACGAGUCCAAGGUAGCUAUUGAGGAAGGCUUUUUGGCUGGAAAGGAAGACUUGUGGAACUGAUCUAUCAUACUGUAGGAAUCUUAUUGAUGUGGUACCUGUCUGGGCCUGGACUGCCUGAACCUCAACAAGGCUUUUAAUUACUGUUUCCCUAACUUCUAAGGAAGUGCGCUAUGUUCAUGCUGUUAAACAUCCCCACUGACCUCUAAUGGCUGCUCGCAAUUAGCUGCUCACACCUGUGGUCAGUACACUUUUUUUUUUUUUUUUUAACGACUGGUUUCAAGGUUCACAUCUGCUCUACAGGUGUUACUUUAAACUCCGACUGAAGUCAUGCAGAGCAGAAGCUACGAGCAAUCCUUCAUCAAUUGACUGAUUUUAAAUGACUUGAAAGUAAGUACAGUAUGGUUUAUCGAAUGUUAAUAAGUGAAGGAUGAUGUAGGAUCCGUGCAGACCUGCUGCUUUGUGUGAUUACUCGAUGAAAGGAAGCUCUCUGCUUUAGGUUGUGUUAACGGAUCCGUAAACUCCAUGUCUUAAUGCUGAAAGAAAGUCCGGAAUAUUUUAAGUUUGGCUCAUUCAAAUGUCACCUAACGGACAAUUAUGAAAAGGGAAUUGAGUUAUUUUACAGAAUGUUCACAGAUUACUGAGUAAAUAUAAGAAUAGGGGAUAUAUGGAAUAUGUAUGACUAAUUUGCUCAUGGUGAAAUCAGUAUGAUGCUGGAGCGGGGAGCUUACACAGGAAGUUACAUAGUUUAUAUUCAGCUAUAUUUUCCAUACGCUGAUUUGAGCCAACUCAUGUCACCCGAAGCACUGUUGACAACCACUGAACAUAACAGAACCCUGAAAUAACGCUUUUCUAACCACUAAUGAUCUGUCAGCAGCAGAGCAUUGAGUGAAGGACAAAAGGUCCUGUUUUUCUACAACACAUUUUUAUUGUGCAGUUUUGGGAGAAAUAUUUGGCACUUUUUAUGCUGUCUUUAGCUGACAAAAAUACUAAAUCAUAAAUUUAAAAAACCCUUUAAGGCAAAAAUAAGAGAGUCAAAUGUAUUGAAGUAUUCCAAAAGACAGGCUCGUUCUUCCUUUCCACCGUCUUAUUCUGUCUGCAUUGUUGUGGUGUGAUUUUAAAUGUUUCAUGUGUUACUGAAAAUAUUCACAGGGCUCACAGAAUAUCUCACCUUAGAGAAAAAAUAGCAGUUUUCAUUUUUUUCUUACAGUAUUUUAAUAAAACAUAGCUUUAUAAUAUAAUAUACUUAUUUUGUGGAGCACAUUAUUCACUGUUAAUUUUCAGCUUAAAAAAAUCUUUAAUCAUUCCCUUCUAAUAAGGAGAUAUACUUAAAGACACAUUGCACUGUUGUCUGUCAUUGCAUAAGUAUUUAGUGAUCGUCUUGUUGUUGUUAUUUGUGUAUAGUGAGGAAGGAAUAUAAAUGUUUUGUUUUUGUUUGCACAUUAUGGAUUCAGAAAGUGCCUUUUAAAAUGCUUGUUGCUUUACAUCUAGUGUACUAUAUACUAUGCUGCUCAGUUUUGAUACAAUAUGUGUCAGUAACGUUCAUCAGAUUAUAUAUCUUCACAUGGGCUCUGUUUGAUUUGAAGUAUCGCUGUUCUAAACAUUCACCUCCAUCUGCUGAAUGUUAUCAUUAUUGGCUGGCUGGAAUCAUUUGUAUCAGCCAAUGGAUGUCGCUGUUUUGUUUUGUUUUUAAAUAAAAAGUGACUUAUUUUCUCAAAUAGCAAUGAAAUAUUAUAAUGUACUGUAACAGAAUACCAACAGGUUUAUAGCUUUGGAAAUGCAAAUAUUAAAUCAUUCUCACUUCA